GCCCGGAGUCACGUGGGCGAGCACCGCGCUGGCUCGGGCCGCACGUGUCACGUGAUCCGGGCCGGGCUGAGCGCUGGGAUGGAGCCGGAAGAAGGGACAGCGCUGUGGCGGCUGCAGAAGCUGCCCCCGGAGCGGGGCGCGCAGCUUCUUCACAAAAUAAUUGAUGGCAUUUGUGGUCGAUCUUAUCCUCUGUACCAGGAUUAUGACAGUGUAUGGGAUUCAACAGAAUGGGUGCAUGUUCUAGAAGAUGUUACCAAGUUUUUCAAAGGUGUAGUUGGUAAAAAUGUAUCAGAUGAAGAGAUACUUCAGCAGUUGAAUCAGUUGAGUUCAUCUCAUCAAGAACCUAUCAUGAAAUGCUUAAGAAGUAGGAAAGAUGAAAUCAAACAAGUUCUGUUAAGAGAAAUAGUUAAUAUUUCUUCUGCACAGUUACAAGAUUUUGACUGGCAGCUAAAGCUUGCACUUUCUAGUGACAAGAUCGCUACUUUACAAAUGCCACUGUUAACUCUUCAUCUAGACGUAAAAGAAAAUGGUGAAGUAAAACCAUAUUCUGUUGAGAUGAAUAAAGAAGAGCUGCAAAAUCUCAUAAAUUCAUUGGAAGCAGCUAAUAAGGUGGUCCUGCAGUUGAAAUAACUGGAAAUGAUGGAUACCAGCAUUAUCAGAUUUCACUGCAAUGGUUGAUAUGCAGAGUGAACACUGUGUUCAGAGACCCUGCAACAUAUUGAUUGCUCUGCCAAGCUGAGAAAGAAGCAGUGUGAGAUUGGAAAGAUAAAAAUCUAUCAGUGUCCCUAAAGAACAGGAAAUUACAUGGUUGAAAGGAAAUGCAUAAAAUAGCUAUGGUAGCAGUUUAUAUUUUCAUAAUGAUUGUUUUGUCUCCUUUACUAAUAUUUGAGAAAGCUUUGUAAAUAGUUUUAUUAAAAGCUAAAAAUAGUUUGUAAGGUAAUAUAAACAUACAAAGCACAUUUGACUAUUGCUUAAAGAAAUAUGUUAAUAGCAAGGACAUGUAUAAUAAAUUUGUGAUAUUUAAAUUAGUUUGUAAAAGUAUAUAUAAGCUACAUAUAGAACUCAGGAUAUUCUAUAUCUUUUUCAUUUUAAAGAAAUAUGUAGAAUUUCUUAGAGAAAAGGUCUUUAUCAAGAUAUAACCAAGAAAAAAAAUGUAAAUAUCUGAAUAAUUCUGAGUUUUUGAAUUGUAGAAACUAAAAUCUAGAACACAGAAAAGGUUAAAGUAACAUUAUUACUUCUGUAUUUCCAUGUCUGAUUGGGAGACUAUGUUCUGAUAAAAGGAAUAGAUGUCAUUUUAUAGUUAUGUACAUUGUUAAAAUAUCAGGUAAUACUCUCUAGGUCCAUUUUGGUUAUAUAUUGUUAAUACUGAAUUUAACACUUGGAUGUUAAGAAAUUCAUUGGAAUAUAAAUGGUUUUUAAUGACAGAUAAUUUUCAAAAUAAGCAUUCUGAACAAAUAAAAGUAACAUUUUA
Cavia porcellus (domestic guinea pig) is the source of this 1471-nucleotide messenger RNA. RefSeq names its product COMM domain containing 8 (gene Commd8). The coding region runs from base 79 to 630 and encodes 183 amino acids. NCBI's taxonomy places the organism in Eukaryota, Metazoa, Chordata, Mammalia, Rodentia, Caviidae. The record is from RefSeq and is a predicted model, not a curated record. The transcript has 5 exons.